AUGGCCAACCUCAACGAGAACGGCAUCCCGCCCUUCGAGAGCCUGCCCCUCGGCGCGAACGACCCGCCCUUCUCCGCCUGGGGCCUCUACGGCCAGAGCGACGAGCUCGGCACGCUCAACCGGCUGACAGACGAGCGCGUGGCGGCGGCGGCGCGGGACGAGAUCAGGACGGGCUUCCGCGUGUCGCUCAACUGGCCGCUCGACGCGCAGUCGCAGGGGACCUUUUUCUCGCGCGCCGCCUUCCACCAGGAAAUGUUCCAGAAGACGCCGCGCUUCAUCAACGACGACGUGUGGACGUUCAACUCGCAGAGCUCGUCGCAGUGGGACGGCCUGCGGCACUACGGCUACCAGCAGGCGCGGCGGUUCUACAACGGCGUCACGAUGGAGCAGGUGCACGGCGUCGACGAGCACGGCGCCCGCUCGACCGUCAACGGCAUCCAGGCCUGGCAGGAGCGCGGCAUCGUCGGCCGCGGCGUGCUCGUCGACUUCCACGCCUGGCGUCUCGCCCAGGGCUGCGACUACGACGCCUUUGGCCACGACGACGUGUCGGUCGACGACCUGCGCGCGUGCCUCGCCGCCCAGGGCACCGAGGUCCGCUUCGGCGACAUUCUCCUGACGCGCACCGGCUUCAUGGCGGCGCACGCCGCCAAGUCCAAGGACGAGCUGCAGGCCCUGCAGGCGACGCUGCCGCACACCUUUGGCGGCCUGCGCCAGGCGAGGACACGCUGCGCUGGGUGUGGGAAGAACUUCAGCGCCCGAGACGCAUUCCGUCCCCUGUAG
Molecule: messenger RNA, 780 nt
Organism: Verticillium alfalfae VaMs.102
Lineage: Eukaryota; Fungi; Ascomycota; Sordariomycetes; Glomerellales; Plectosphaerellaceae
Exons: 2
Coding region: 1-780 (259 amino acids)
Molecular function (GO): arylformamidase activity
Source: RefSeq, a predicted model, not a curated record